Molecule: messenger RNA, 13442 nt
Organism: Danaus plexippus (monarch butterfly)
Lineage: Eukaryota; Metazoa; Arthropoda; Insecta; Lepidoptera; Nymphalidae
Product: dystrophin, isoforms A/C/F/G/H-like
Exons: 62
Coding region: 124-11826 (3900 amino acids)
Biological process (GO): synaptic signaling
Cellular component (GO): plasma membrane
Molecular function (GO): protein binding; zinc ion binding
Source: RefSeq, a predicted model, not a curated record
GGAUGGAGUGUCCACGUAAUAUUUAAAACCGCAGUGACAUCUAGCGGUAGUGUUGUAUGUGCGGUGCUCGGUCUGGAAAAUAGGGAGAGGAGUGAGAAUAGUGAUGAGUACAGCGGCCGGGAGAUGUCGCCUCCGUCCGCGCUGCGCGUGAGACAACUCACCUGGGUCGUGGAGGUCGGAGACGUGCCGCCGUACAGGACGGGGCCCUACGAAAAACAUCUCAACCAUAGCAAGUAUGAGCGGGAAGACGUGCAAAAGAAAACGUUCGCAAAAUGGAUAAAUUCGCAGCUGGCAAAGCAAGGCAAGCCGCUCGUCAACGAUCUGUUCCAAGAUCUGCGCGAUGGAGAGGUGCUGCUCUCAUUGCUGGAGAUACUCACCGCACAACAGUUCAAGCGUGAGCGCGGCCGCAUGCGGGUUCAUCACCUGAACAAUGUGAACGCGGCCCUGCGAGCACUGGCCGCCGCCGGCGUCCGGCUCGUCAACAUUAGCAGCGGAGACAUCGUUGAUGGCAACCCCAAACUCAUACUGGGACUCGUUUGGAGUAUUAUACUGCACUGGCAGGUUCAUUACCACCUCAAGGAGCUCAUGUCGGAACUUCAACAGACGAACCUGGAAAAGACUCUUCUAGCCUGGUGUCGUAAUCACACACAGGAUUACGCGGGUGUGAAGGUUGAGAAUUUCACGUCAUCGUGGUCGGACGGGCUUGCGUUCAGCGCACUCCUGCAUCGCUUCCGUCCGGAGUUGUUCCGAUACAACGACGCAUUAGGACUCUCUCCUUCAGAGAGACUCGAUCGAGUCUUCACACUGGCGCAAGACCAUCUCGGGAUCGAUCGACUUCUGGACCCCGAAGACGUCAACACGACUAACCCUGACAAGAAGUCCAUAAUGAUGUACGUGAUGUGUCUGUUCCAAUCCCUUCCUCAAACGCCGGCUUCACACGAGUCCUGCGACCUGGAGCAUGGCGACGGAGACGAGAUAGGAAGCCCCGGGGACCUCGGAGCGGAGGUGGGCGGUGGUAGCUGCUCGGCGUCGCGGCCUGUGUCGGUGGCGACCACAUGUUCCGUGGAGCUAGGAGCUUACGGCGCCGCUCUCGAGGACGCGUUGGCAGCUCUACUGCUUGGGGAGGAGCGGCUGCGAGACGCACCUCCUCCCGACGAGCCUGAAGACGCCGGUUCUGAACAGCCGCCCGGACGGUACCUCGUCACUCUUAAGGAGUACUUUCACGAACACGAGAAGUUUCUUCUGGAGCUGUCGGAGCAGCAGUGGCGUGUUGGCGGUGUUCUGGAGGAGGGGGCUCGUCUGCUGCGGGAGGCCGCGUUGGCCCGAGACGAGGCGGCUGAGGUGCGGCUUCAGCUGCGACUGCUGGCGCGGCGAUGGGAGGCGCUCCGCGGCGCCGCUAUGACGCGCCAAGCUGACCUGCACCGUGCUCUCAUGCGAACACAACAUGACCACCUUCAGCGCUUUCGGCGCUGGCUCACCGCAACUGAGGACCGCAUGUCUCGUAUGGAGGCCGUCUCCGCGCCGGCCGGUGCCGCUUUAGAAGCGACGCGAGCGCUGCACGCCGACCUGCGACAGCAGCAGCCGCUCGUCGACGCUCUGGCGGACUGCGUGUUGGUCGUCGACGACGAGGACGAUCGUCAUGAACACCAAGACGGCUCGGACCGUCCGGACCUACCUCUCACCAGCAGCGAUAACGUGGCGGCCAUGGAGGACGAGUUGCGGGCUCUAGGAGAGCGCUGGUCACAUGCGUGUCAAUGGACGCUUUCCCGUCUGCAGCGGCUGCAGCGUUACGUCGACCUGGAGCACCGGGCCGACCUCCUUCGAGACAAAGUUUCAACCCUAGAAAACGAUCUUAAACAGAUGGAAGCCUACCCCGCACAGGAGAUUGGCGAGGUUCUAGAGCGAAUACGGUCUCUCCAGCGUUGCGGCGCGGAGCUGCGAGUGAGACGCGACGAGCUCAAUGAACUCCUGCGGUCCCUAGAGGAACAAGACGACGACCACACGGCGAGUCAGCUGGCAGACCGCGCGGACCAGUGCCAGGACAGGCUGGACGCGCUCGACCUCAUCCUGCGCGUGCAGGCAGAUAGGAUACGAGAGCUCGGUUUUGACGUGGACGUGUCGAGUGAGUUAGGCGGAGAGGUGGGUGGGGCUGGCGGGACCGACGAGCACGUCAGCAAGAAGCCGCGGCUGGAGGCCGAGCGUGCGGGCGUAGACUUCCAAGCUGGUUACCGCGCGUUUAACAACUGGGCAGCUGAAACUGAAAAUGCCUUGCUGAUGUGUAUGGAACAGCUCCAAACGGCAAGCGGAACGGAAAAGGCGACAGGAGAGGCGCGCACCUUGCUACAGCGAGUCACGAGGGAGAGCGAAGAACGACGAGGGGACUUCAGCAACGUGGAAGAAAUACAGAGGCGACUGGCCGCCGACCAGGAACUUGCCGAGGAAGCCAAAUUACACGCACAAAGCAUAGAAGAGGUCAAGAAGCGAUGGGAGGGAAUACAAAAAAUGCUCCUCGACAUACGGAACACCUUGAACCUUUUGGAAGAUAAGGACAAUGUUUAUAAAAAUAUUAAAGCUUUCGAAUCCGAUCUUCAGGACAUACACGCGUGGAAAGACAGAAUGCUCAAGGAGACGGCGACCAACAACCAAUUGAUACAUUUACGAAAUAAGAUACGAACACUCAAACAGCUCGAAAUAAAACUCAAAGAGUUAAACGCGCAAUCGAUCAUUUUGCUGACGAAAGCUUUUUCAAAGACACACAAGGACGAGGUGGAGGCGGACACGAAACGAAUCAACGAAGCCUUCGAAGAAUUGUUCCUGCAUCUGUGCAAGAAGGAAGUGGAAAUAAAAAUCGCACUGAAUAAAAAGCUUUCCCCGAUACAAACCGAAGACGAGUACAAGGCGGUGCAGAGGAAGAUACAAGAGAUGGAGUCUCAGAUAAUAUCAGAACACGCAAUCAUCUCCACCAGGGAGGAGAUGGCCAAGAAACUAGAGGAGUUGAAAAAUAUGAGGCGACAGUUCGACGAUCUGCAGGCCUCGUACGACGCGGUCGUGAAGGAGAAACGAGACAAGUUCGAAAAGGGCAGUCUCGAAGAGUUGAAUCUGAGGAGCAGUGUCGAGAACUUGGUGCUGAGGUUCGACGACUCCAAGACCAUUUUGGAGCAAAAGAUUGACAAGUUAGAGAAAGGCAUCUCUUUGCUGGAACGUCUCGAGGGCGAACAGAACGCCGUCGACUCGUGGCUGAAGGGCCUGCAUCGCUUCAUGGACGAACAUAGAGACGUGCCGGUAGGAGAGCUGCAGCUGCUGGAGGAGUUGCUGGACCGCAGCAACAAGUUCCUUGAAGAAAAAUCUGAAUAUACGGCCAGAGUGGAGGCCAUCGAAGAAAUGAAGCGGACCGUGCUCGAAGAUUGCGAAGAGGUUGUAGCGAAGACUCUGAAGGCCGACACGCUGAGAAAACGAUUCGAUUCGCUGACCGAGGAGUCCUUGAAGACGAAUGAAGAGCUGCGGCGAGCGCUCGAGAAGACGGAGGGUCUCUUCCGACGGGUCGACGACCUGGAGACGUGGCUGGGACGGCUCCGAGACGACAUGCCGCGGGAGGACGAGUGCGGCAUCGAGGACUCCGCGCAACUGUAUCAGAUGAAAAUGCGCUUCCAGACGCUCAAGGAACGCUGCGAUGACAAGACGGACGAGUUCCGCAACCUCAACGAGGACGGUAACGAGAUGCUGCUGAACGCGGGCGCGCCGGCCGUGGCGAGACGACUUACGCAGCUCAACGCACGCUGGACGGCCGACACUCACGCCGUCUACGAAAGAUAUAAAGUGCUGGCGGAGGCUUGGCUGGAGGCUGGGGAGCUGCGGGCCUGGCUGUCCGCACAGGCCGCCUGGCUGGACGGACUGCAGCGGCGACUGAGACCAGAUACGUCGCGAGCCGCGCGCGCCGACGCAGAGGACAUCUCCGAUGAACUAUACGAUCUCGAGAACUACAUCGCGAACUGCGACGAGGCGCGGGUGAGUCGCAUAGAGGCCGUCGCCAGACAACUAGCAGAUGCCCACAUCAUGCCGCAGUGGAUACGGAACGAGACCGAGACCCUAGCCAGGCGCUGGGACGAGCUGCGGCUACAGGCCGCCGAGCGAUCGGCCGAGCUGGAGGCAGCGGCGCGGGAGGCGGCACGAUGUGAGGUGGCUCUGGACUCGCUGCGGCAGUGGCUGGGAACUGUCAGAGACGGGGGACACGUACCGACCUCCGCGGAGUUUGCGGACCGACGCGCGUCGCUGAGGGAGGUGCGAACUCAAGAAGAGGCUCAUCGGGCGGCUGGACGACGGGAGGCCGCCGACCGACUAAGAGACCAGCUGGAGUUGGCCGAGCGCGAGCUGGUGUCUCUAGAGCGCCGCGUGUCCGUGUCGGGAGCGGGGCCGGCAGCGGCAGCAGGCCGACUGCCCGGAGACCUAGCAGCGCGUCUCCGUCGGGCCACGGAGACCCUGGAGGACGUGCAGCGAGCGUCAGGAGGUCUGGCGCUCCACACACACGACCCGGAUGAGGUUCGCACUCAGCUUCGAGCCUGUCUGAGGUUCUACCGCACCCUGAGCGAGAUCAAGUCGGAGGUGGAGUCGAUCAUUAAGACGGGACGGAAGACUGUGGAGGAGGGCGGAGCGGAAAGACAACGGGCGCUCUCCGCGGAGAUCGACGCGCUCAAGGAACUCUACAAUAGACUGGGGGCGCAUGUGACGGAGGCCAAGGGUCGCCUGGAGGCCGCGCUGCUCGCCGCCAGGGAGAUACAGAGCGAUCUCGCCUCUCUCGGCGUCUGGCUGAGGAGCGCCAAGGUCGCGGGCCGACACAAGCUCGAGUUGGAGAUGUCGCGCAUGGCCGCCAUACGAGACAAGCUACAAGCCAACUACGAGGAGCUGGCCCGGGGCUGCGAUCCCGCGCAUCUCGCCGGACUGCGUGCGCAACUAGACGACGUCAACGAACAGUGGGAGCGGUUGAGACGCCGCGCUGACACCGGGGCCGACCCUGCGGAAGACCGAGGGGAAGACCCCGCCCGGGGGGAGGACUCGGCCGCCUCGGCUACCGAGGCAGACGGUAACGUUCUUGUAGAGUACGAAAACGUAACCGACACUAUCAAAAGACGCCUCGAGAGUCCCGUCAAUUCACACGAAACAGAAAAACCCGAGCAAAAGAGGUCCAGGAUACCGCUAGCUUUGAAGAGCCCCUCGCCCAUCAAGAAGGAGGUUCAGGAGGGCGGCGCGAGGAGCAGGGGUUCCUCGAUGGAGAGACGAGUAAGGAGUCCGAGCGGCAACAGGACGGACAGCACCAGCACCAUGUCCGCUGACUCCAUCGAGGACACCACGUCACUGGCCGGCACCCCUCCUGCCGGCUCCGCCCCCGCCACGCCCAGUGCUAUCAGGAAAGACAGCAGCACAUUCAAUCUUCUCAAGGACAGCGAUUUAUUCACACAAAUAUCUAAAAACAAAAUCGUCGCAAAGAGUCCGUCGUCGUCGGAGGUGAUGGAGUCGCAAUCCUGCCACGUGGUAGAGGUGAAAGAGCAUGAGAUCGUGAAGUCGACCGUCGGCCUCACUUGGCCUGCGGAGGCGACGACCAGGGAUGUGUUGGAGGACGUGGAGACCGUGGAGACCGUGGUGGAGUUCAUUCCGCAGACUGUGGACACUGUGGAGAUCAUAGAGGACACCGAGGAGGACGAGGAGGAGGGGGCGGAGGAAAGGGACUCCGCCGGGCACUUCGGACACGAGCCCAGGACGUUCGUGGUGGAGGUGAAGACACUUGAACACAGAAUGAGGCCUACCAUCGGGAUAUUGAAGAGGAGAAGAGACCACAGAGAGAAGGGGGUCAAGGUGGUGAGGAUGGACGAGGACGGCCCGUACGCGAUCCCGGGGGAGGAGAGGGAAGUGAUGUUGGCCACCACAGGAGAGGGGCUGGACCCAGGAGGUCAAAACGGUCUCAUGGACGAUGAGGUUAACGAGUAUCACAUACUGGACGACCGCCUGAAAGAGAUUGUGGACGAAGAGGAGAGAGACGAGGGGGAGGCAACUAGCGAGGGUAUAUAUACUGAAGUGGAGGAAGGACAGACGCGUGUGAGGGAGCCGCUGUCUUCCUCGACUCCUGUGAAGAAACACGAAGACAACAGGGCGCACGUGGUCGGGGCCGAUCACAAGGGUCAUAAGGUGGAGGAACACGAGCAGACAAAAGUCGACCAAUCUUCCGUCGACGAAAUAUCGGCGAUAGAAGAGGAGAAAGGUGAGGGAGUGGAACAGGAGCUGGAGUAUGAGGAAGACGGGGACGACGAGGCGGCCGCUGCGAGGCUAGAGGCGGCCGGGGAGAAGAUGCUACGACGGCUACAGGUCGUGCUGCUGACACUGGCAGCCGUGCCGGCGGAGAGAGACCCCGCCAAAAGACUAGAGAUUCUGAAGAACCAAGUCGGCGGCGUGGCCCCGGACGCGGCGGCGCUCAUCUCCCGCGGGGACAGCCUCGUGUACCGUCUGCAUGGGACUCGGCCCGCGCUCGCUCACCGACUGCAGGAGGUCGUGCAGGACCCGUUGCGGGCGAGGUGGAGCGCGCUCAGGGCGGAGGCCGAGCACCGGCGGCGAGAGGCGCUGCGGGCCGAGGACGACUUGCGCGAGCUCGGGGCGAGGCUGGAGGCCGUGAGGCGGGCCGGCGGGGGCUCGGCCGCCGCACACGACGCGAACCGACUGCGGGACCUGUGUCGAGAUCUGCGAGACCGGCGGGUCGCCUUCCCGGAGCGAGCCGUCGCGGACGCCCUGGCCGAAUACGACGCCGCCCGAGAACAGCGGCGAGGCUCCGACGAUCACCGACACAACCUAGAGGAGCGCUCGGAGGUGGUGACGCGGUGCAACCUGGAGCGCGAGGCUGUGUCCAGAGCCUUGGGGUCACUGCGGGGGUCCCCGCUCGGGGGAGGAGACUAUGACGACUUCCCGCUACAAGAAGACGCUCUGAACGAAAUAAAGAGCGCCAUCGAUGACAUCGAAAGGUCACUGGCGGAGGUCGAGGGUCGCGGGGUCGGCGGGGAGCAGGCGGCCAGGGUCACGGACAAGCUGAGGAAUGAACUGACACGGCUGAAGGAGGACUACCGCGAGAGAUGUGACAGGUGGCAGAGGUGUGCUGGGACGUGGGCGAGGCUGUACGGGGCCUUGGAGGAGGGCGGGCGACAGCUGGACGACCUGCUGGCGGCUCUGGACACUGUGGAGGAGGAGGGCGGCGCCUGCGACCAUCACAGACUGGCCAUCUGGCAGGAACAACUGGAGGAGUGCACGCGGGGAGCGGAUGAGCUGAAGUCGCUGGGCGGAGCAGUGACAGCGGCGUGCGGCGGCGCGCUCGGGGAGAAGGUCCGGGGACAGAUCCAGGAACACGAGAGACGACGCGCGCUCGCCGAAGAGAGGGUGCGCGCUCUGCGGACGACCAGUCCGACGAGUGUGAAGGAGCGGUCUCGCGCUCGUCGGCCAGAGACCUGCGCCACCCUGGCGCGAGUCCGCGAGCUGCUGCUAACGACCAGCGCGCACCCCGCGGACCGCGCCAGCCUCGCCGUCCGACACAGCCUCGUCAAGGCUCGGGAGGAGGAGGUGGCGCGCGCCCUGACCACCGCCCGCGGGGACGAGAGACUGGAACUGGAACAGGCGCGGGCGAGUCUGUCGGCUCACGGACAGUAUGUGUCCCAUAAGCUGGCCUCUCUCAGGAAGUACAGCAUCAGGCUGGACGACGCGCUCGCCUGGACUCAGACCAUCCGGGACAGGAUCACUAGGGGGGACCUCUCCGGCCUCAGGGAGGCGGUGAGGGACAAGGAGGUGGAGAUAGGGGAGGUGCUGGAGAACUACAACAACAUAGAGAGGGAGUGUCACGCGGCCAAACAUAGCGUGUGCCAGGAGAUAAGAGACAGGGUGCAGAGACUCAGGGAGGAUUGGCGGGAGAUCAGGCAGGACGAGGCUGGCGGAGAGAUUGAGCGCGGCGUGCGGGUGGGGUCGCGGCGGGGCCCGUCGCUGGACUCGCCCGCAGCGCUGCUCGCCAACUUCGACAGCACCACUCUGCAGAUCCGUGACUGGUUGUCUGUGGAGGCGGACAUGCUGCGAGCUCAGCCGGUGGCGGUCGGCGACGUCGAUGACAUCAUCAGUCAGCUCGACAAGCAGAAGGGCGUGCUGCGGGAAUUAGAACAGAAGAAGCCACAGUUAGACGAGCUGCUGCACACAGCAGAGAGUUUGAAGGGCACCGAGAACAGGCAACAGCUACAUGGAAAAGAUAUCUCCGGGUUCCCAGCAUCCAAAACAAGUGGUCAUUUGUUACACUUGCGAUCUCUAUUGAAAGUGACAGCCCUCCGCGAACACUGGGAUGAGGCGAACGCCCGCGUGCUACAGCGAAAGGCGCAGCUGGACGCUAUGCUGGGAGAUUCGCAGAGGUAUGAAGCGAGGCGAAGAGAUGCAGACGCCUGGCUCACCAGGAUGGAAACGCGACUGGCUGAGAUGACUCCACCUGGACACACCGCUGAUGUGCUGGAAAUGCAGCUCCGGGAACAGAAGUCGUUCCACGCGGAAGUCCAUCAAUACAAGCACCAGAUAGAGCUGUUCGGUCAGCUGACGCAGCGUCUGAUAGCGGUCUACAGAAACGACGACACGACGCGCAUCAAACGAGCCACGGAGGCCAUCAACCAUCGAUACAGUGAACUUAACAAUAGUAUCGUGGCACGCGGUAAAGCUCUACAUUCGGCGGUGUCAUCGCUGCAGAAUUUUGAUCGCUCGCUGGAACGCUUCGUGGGAUGGCUGAGUGAGGCCGAGUCGCUACUGGAGGCGGCCGAGAGAGACCCGCAUCUGUUAAAGGAUCUACAAUCAGAGAUAGAAACUCAUCGCGAUGUGUACGCGUCUCUCACGGGAACGGGCCGCCGUCUGCUGGGCUCCCUCUCAUCCCAGGAAGACGCCGUGAUGCUGCAGAGAAGACUAGACGAGAUGAAUCAGAGAUGGCAUCACCUUAAAGCGAAGAGCAUGGCCAUCAGGAACCGUCUGGAGAGCAACGCUGAACACUGGUCCGCGCUGUUGCUGUCGUUACGAGAACUCACCGAGUGGGUCAUCAGGAAGGACACCGAGCUGAACGCUCUGGCUCCGCCGAGAGGAGACCUCAACGCUCUCAUAAAACAACAGGACGACCACCGUGCCUUCCGCCGCCAAUUGGAGGAUAAGCGCCCAGUGGUUGAGAGUAACCUGCUCUCUGGGAGGCAGUACGUGGCCAACGAACCUCCGCUCUCUGACACCAGUGACACGGAACCGAGUCGUGACUCAGAAGGUGACUCCCGAGGAUACCGUUCUGCUGAGGAGCAGGCUCGGGAAUUGGCGAGGUCCAUCCGAAGAGAGGUCGCAAAGUUAGCUGAUAAAUGGAACUCCCUGGUCGAUAGGAGCGACGCCUGGGGCCGCUGUCUCGAUGAUGCCGUGCAGCGUGUGCGCACUUUUACGACGUCUCUGGACGAGUUGUCCUCUCGCGUCCAAACAGCGGAGGCAGCACGUGCGUCAUGGCGAGCCCCGGGAGACGCCCGGGAUGCGCGCGCUCAGCUCGAUGCGGUCUCGCGAGCAAGGGCCCAGCUGCCACCCCUCAAGAGACUGGCGGAUGAACUGCGAGGGCAAGCUCAAGCCAUGGCCAGGGAUAAUAUACAGCUGCCGGAGCAGUUGGUUACGAGGUUGGACGAUCUGAACACCAGGGUGUCAGCUCUGAGUGCUGGUGGUGAGGAGCGCGCCCGUCAGCUAGCCGGAGUCGCUCGUGACGGAGGCGCUGGGGCAGCUCAGGGUUUCCUCGCGGGUUCCGUGCGCCCUCCCUGGGAACGAGCCGUGACUCCCGCUAACGUACCGUACUACAUCAAUCACGAACUCGAGACGACCCACUGGGACCAUCCUAAGAUGAUCGAGCUGAUGAAUUCGUUGGCAGACCUCAACGAGGUUCGGUUCUCAGCUUACAGGACCGCUCUCAAACUGAGGACCGUGCAGAAAGCACUGUGCAUGCACAUGUUACAACUGCCGGCUGCCCUGGAGGCGUUCGACUCGCACGGCCUGAGAGCUCAGAACGACCGGCUCAUUGACAUACCAGACAUGAUCACUGUACUCACUUCACUCUACGAGGUGAUAGCUGCGGAGAACCCGAGUCUAGUGAAUGUUCCUCUGUGUCUGGAUCUGUCCAUCAACUGGUUGCUGAAUGUGUACGACAGUCAGAGAACGGGUCAGAUCAGAGUCCUCAGCUUCAAGGUGGGCCUGGUGUUGCUGUGUAAGGGGCAUCUGGAAGAGAAAUAUAGGUAUCUGUUCCGUUUGAUCGCGGACCCGUCUUGUCGCGCUGACCAAAGAAAACUAGGACUUUUACUGCAUGACUGUAUACAGAUACCGAGACAGCUGGGUGAAGUGGCCGCGUUCGGCGGGUCCAACAUAGAGCCUUCAGUUCGGAGCUGCUUUGAACAAGCCUCCGUUAGAGAUAACAACAAGGGGACUCUAGACAGGAAGUCGAUCGACAAAGACAAGGAAAAAGAGAAAGAGAAGGAAAAGGAGGAGGAGGAGCGAGACGCCGAGGGUCAGUUGCAGCACAUCGAAGCCUUUCACUUCCUGCAGUGGUUGCAGCGCGAGCCUCAGUCCAUGGUGUGGCUUCCCGUGCUGCAGCGCCUGGCCGCCGCGGAACCAGCCCGCCACCAGGCCAAGUGUAACAUUUGCAAGGAUUAUCCUAUAGUUGGCUUCCGAUAUCGCUGUCUGAAGUGCUUCAACUUCGACAUGUGUCAGAAAUGUUUCUUCAACGGCCGCAAAGCCAAAAACCACAAGCUGACUCAUCCCAUGCAGGAGUACUGCACUGCUACUACUUCCGGUGAGGACGUGCGCGACUUCACCCGAGCUCUGCGGAACAAGUUCAAGUCCGCGCGUUACUUCAAGAAACAUCCCAGGGUGGGAUACCUUCCCGUGCAGACUGUGCUCGAAGGUGAUGCUCUGGAGUCUCCUGCUCCAUCCCCUCAGCACGGCAGCAGCGCCGACGACAUGCACUCGCGACUGGAACUGUACGCCUCCAGAUUGGCGCAGGUGGAGCUGGGGGCUCGACCUGCCGACACUCCCGACAGUGACGAGGAGCACGCGCUGAUCGCUCAGUACUGCCUGUCCCUGAGCGGCUCGGAGGCCCCGCGCUCCCCGGAACACGUGGUCUCCGGCAUACAGAGGGAACAGAGACACGAGCUGGAAGCCAUGAUACGAGAGCUGGAGGAGGAGAACGCCAGUCUGCAGGCGGAGUACGAGAGACUGAAGGCCAAGCAGACUCCUGGAAGCACUCCUGAAGAACUCACAGGAGAUAACAGGAACGCUCCUGUCGACCAGGACAUGAUGGCCGAAGCUCGUCUGCUGAGACAACACAAGGGACGCCUGGAGGCUCGCAUGCACAUCCUGGAGGAACACAACCGACAGUUGGAAGCGCAGCUGCAGAGACUCAGAAGACUGCUGGACGAGCCGGGGUGUCAGUCUUCUCCGGGCGGGCAGGGCUCCCCGGGCGGGCGCGUGUCGUCCGGCACGCUACAGACGCGCUCCGUGACCGCCUCUCAGCUCGCCACCGACUCUCCCGCCAAGCUCACCAACGGCCUCUACCAGGACACGAAUGGCGGUCGCGAGCGCGAGCGUGAGUUGGAGCGCCCUCCGCCGCCGCCGCACGCCGUGCACUCUCUCAUGCACUGCGCAGAUGAUCUCGGGAAGGCUGUGGAGGAGCUGGUGUCGGUGAUGACGGAGGACGGUCACCAAGCACCCGACGUUAAUCUUCCUCCUCAAUACACUAACGGGAAACCGGAAGAGAAAGACAAAGAUAACAAAUAGGUUUACCACUGGUGUGAUGCUGCGGCGUCUAUCCGGGAGCCCUUCAUGUCUGACAGUGCCGCGCCUCCCCUAACACGCGACCGCCCGACACUACCUCUAACAUCCGACUCGUCACUAACCCGCACCUCCUCUUAUCUAUACAGCCCCCCCCCCUCACCGCCUCUCAGUUUCCGAUGUACUUGUCGUUUGUUUCAAACACUAAGCAUCGGACGUCGAUCGCUCGCGACUCAUCCGUAUGCAACGCUUAUUGUAUAGAUAAGGGCCUCUCGGUGCCGUAGUUGCAGUACGUGUCGUGUGGACUCCCCGCCUCUGAGCGAUCCGUUUCUAUUUCUCCGGUCAGCCGCGCCACUGUCAGACAUGCGAGCCUCGUCUCGACCGGCACGUACCUUAAUGUAAAGUACCAAUUCUCCUCGAUCGUCCGCAGCGAUCGCUCGAGUGCAUAUCUUUUUGUACGGCCCACUCUCAUAUCACUUGUUGUAUAUUCUCUCAUAUCAUUGCUCUGUGUUAGUCUGACGCGUGUAUAAAAUGUCACGAUAAACUAUCUCGUGCUUCGUAUUCAACGAAAUAGGAAUGUUUUCUAUGGAAAUCUUUUUUAGGGCUUCUGAAGGCUAAAGCUUUAAGUAUAUCACAACCUUAGCUUUAAUGCGGUCCUCGACCGCGAUUCGGGUCCGGCGAGGCCUCCGGGGUCCGAGGUGUUGUUACUAGAGGGUUCGAAUGUUUUCGACUCGCCAUGUUAUGCCAUGGACGUCAUGGCCGUAGUUAAUGAAUUCGUUGAUCGGUUCUCGCAGUAGUGUUAGAUGUAGCCGAGCGAACGAGCCUCAUAUUAAUGUGCAUAUUUGUAUGUUACUCAUAUCGACUUAUCGAAAAUGUAUCCUUAGAGAAUAUUAAUUAUCAAUACAAGUCUACUCACAACUCACUUUCUGUUUAUCGUGCUCUGGAGUAGUGACUUCGUAGCGUUUAUAUCAUGUAACCGAAUCUUUUUAACUAUCUCGAACGGCCGCCCUCCUCCUAGGUAUCGGACGGGCGUCGCGUGUCGGCCCGCUCGGGUGUUUUGUAUCGUGUGUACUUUGUAAGAUGACGCCUACCUUAUUAGAUAAGAUUAUAUUGGAGAGAUGACUUUUAUACGGAUGUUGAUAAACUGUUGAACGCUAACUUAAGUACUUCCAUGUAACCAUAUCAAACUUUGUUCGUUUUAUUAUUACGUUUGAUUCGAUCGUGUUAUUGGGAACGGUGACAUGUAACAAUGCUCUGUCGGACGUCAGUUAGACAGAGCAUGUGACAGCUGCUCUUCUGACAGAUACCGAUUCUUUUUAUUCACCGGUAUAUUUCGGUACUUUGAAUCCCGUUACUUUAUGUGUACGGUUAUAUCUAGUUUUAAUUUGGCGAAUAUAUUAUAAGAAUACGAAAAGCACAAUUUAUUAAUUAAUGAACGAAAAAAAUAUUCUAUACUAAUAUAUUAUUUAUAAUAUUAUUGUAACAUUUUGUUUAACGUAGGGCGGGUUUAUUGUUUCUAAUCGUAUUAUCAAAAUUAUAUAAAAUACUACUUCCGCAUUUAUUUGUUUUACUGUGUUCAUAAUGUUUUAGAAGUUAAAUCCAAAUAAACAUUCUGCAUAGUA